AUGGAAAAAAAAAUAAGUGAAAAUGAAAAGAUAGUAAUAAGUGGAUAUUCUUAUAAAAGUUUAGAUGAUAUUCUUAGAUUUGGUUGGUAUACAUUUUUUAUUUGUCUUCUUCUUCAAUGUAUGAUAGUUAAUCAGUUAGGUAAUAUGUUUUAUAUGGCAUAUUCUGGUUUUGUUCCUACAAUUGUUUCUUGCGGUUCUAUUGAUAUGAGUAAUUGGAGUCAAAAAGAAAUUUGUGAAAAAUUAAAUAAUAUUACAAGUAAUGAAAAAUGUAUACCUAAAGCUGAGGCUGAUUUUGGUUCUAUUAAUUUAGAAUUUAAAUAUUUUUGUGAAGAAAAAUAUAAGAUUAAAACAUGUAUUUCUAUAGAAAUGUUUGGUGUUGUAGUUGGAUCAAUUAUUGGUGGACAAUUAAGUGAUUAUUAUGGAAGAAAAAAAGUUAUGUUACUUGGUAUAACAUUUGCAGCACUAUUUGGUGUAAUUGUUUCAUUUAGUCAAGAUAUCUAUCAAAUUAUGAUAUCAAGAGCUUUUUUAGGAUUUUUUAAUGGUACAUCUAUGGUUAUUAUUAUUGUUUUUGUUAUAGAAAAUAUUCAAAAACAUGAUAGAGUAUGGUUAUUUAAUAUUAUAACAUGGGCUCCAAAUAUUGCUCUUUAUGCUGGAAUUGCUUAUUUAGCUGGUGAAUGGAGAACAUUAGCUCGAAGUUUAUCUGUUAUAACAAUUCCUGCAAUUAUAUUAUGUUGGUAUGCACCAGAAUCACCUAGAUGGUUAAUUCAAAAAGGAAAAUUAAAUGAUGCUAAAAAUGUUAUUCUUAGAAUAAAUAAAUUUAAUAGAAGAAAAAUAGAAGAAUCAGUUAUAAGUGAUAUUGUUGAGUGUGAAUUUAAUGUAAGUAAAUUACAAACAAAAAAUGGUAGUAAAAAAUAUUCAUUUUAUCAUUUAAUUUAUACUAAACAUUUCAUUGGUUAUAUUUUAACAUUAGCAUUUACUGCAUUUGUUUCAUCAACUUGUAAUUAUGGAAUUAUGUUUAAUAUGGAAAAAUUAAGUGGGUCAAUAUAUAUAAAUAUGGUUAUUACAGCAGCUCUUAGGUAUCCAUUAAAUCUAAUAAUUGCUUAUGCUGAUAUUAAAUUUGUUAAUCUUGGUAGAAAAGUUGUUAUGAUUACAUUUAUACUAUCUAUAACAUUUUCUUCAUUAAUAAUUGCUGUUAUAUAUUGUAUAGAUAAAAACAUUGAAAUGAUUAAUACGAUUCGCCUUCUUCAACUUUUGAUAAUGACCUUCACAUCACAAUUAUAUACUGUUGGUUCAAUAUGUAGUUCAGAGUUAUUUCCAACACCAAUAAGAAAUAUGGCUUUUGCAGUGAAUCAGUUAUCUUCAAGAAUCGGAAGUACCAUUUCACCAUACUUUUUUUAUUUUGCCUUAUUUCAUGAAAGUAUUCCAUAUCUUGUAAUGAUGUUACUUACAAGUAUCUCAGCAUUAUCUUUUUAUUUUCUAAUACCAGAAACAAAAGGUCAUCCAUUAAAUGAACAAAUGCCAUUAAAAAAAGAUAGUGUUUUUAGAAGAAAGAUUGAAAAAGAUGAAUCAACUUCAAUGUUGACUUAA
Strongyloides ratti is the source of this 1587-nucleotide messenger RNA. RefSeq names its product Solute carrier family 22 member 15. NCBI's taxonomy places the organism in Eukaryota, Metazoa, Nematoda, Chromadorea, Rhabditida, Strongyloididae. Gene Ontology annotation, molecular function: transmembrane transporter activity. The transcript has 2 exons. Gene Ontology annotation, cellular component: membrane. The record is from RefSeq and is a predicted model, not a curated record. The coding region runs from base 1 to 1587 and encodes 528 amino acids. Gene Ontology annotation, biological process: transmembrane transport.